This is a messenger RNA of Lolium rigidum, 1134 nucleotides long. RefSeq names its product GDSL esterase/lipase At5g45910-like. The transcript has 5 exons. The coding region runs from base 1 to 1113 and encodes 370 amino acids. Gene Ontology annotation, molecular function: hydrolase activity, acting on ester bonds. Lineage: Eukaryota; Viridiplantae; Streptophyta; Magnoliopsida; Poales; Poaceae. The record is from RefSeq and is a predicted model, not a curated record.
AUGUGGUGUCAGUUCUUGAUUUGCUUCGUGCUCGUCGUCGCUGGGCUCUGGCCGCUGCAGGCGGGUGCGCAGAAGUACGCCGCCAUCUUCAACUUUGGAGACUCCCUCGCGGACGCCGGCAACCUCUGCGUGGACGGAAUCCCGUCGCACCUCGCCACGGCGCGCCCGCCGUAUGGCAUGACCUACUUCGGGUACCCGACGGGGCGCGUCUCCGACGGUCGCCUCGUCGUCGACUUCAUCGCGCAGGAGCUGGGGCUGCCGCUUCUGCCGCCGUCCAAGGCAAAGAACGCCACGUUCCACUACGGCGCCAACUUCGCCAUCACCGGAGGCACUUCGCUGGACACGAGCUUCUUCGAGGCGCGCGGGCUGGGCCGCCAUAUCUGGAGCUCCGGCUCCCUGCACACGCAGCUCGGCUGGUUUGAUGACAUGAAGCCAGCCAUCUGCAGCUCCCCAAAAGAGUGCAGGGACCUCUUCCGGCGGUCGCUAUUCAUCGUCGGCGAAUUCGGCGGGAACGAUUACGCCGCCUCGCUCGGCGCGUUCCUCCCGCUGGAGCAGGUGCACACGUUCGUGCCUCACAUCGUCAACUCCAUCGGCAAGGGAAUCGAGAAACUGAUCGCGGAUGGCGCGGUGGAUCUGGUUGUGCCGGGUGUGCUUCCCAUCGGCUGCUUCCCAAUGUACCUGACCAUCUUCCGCAAGCAGCCGGAGAUGUACGGCCCGCGCAGCGGCUGCAUCAAGGAUCUCAACACGCUGUCGUGGGUGCACAACGCCCUUCUGCAGAGGAAGAUCGCCGAGCUCCGGGAAAAGCACCCCGGCGUGCGCAUCGUCUACGCCGACUACUACACCGCCGUCAUGCAGUUCAUCCUCCACGCCGAGAAGUGGGGGUUCCUAAGGCAGACCCUAAGGACAUGUUGCGGCGCGCCGGGGGUGGGAAAGUACAACUUCAACCUCACAUCUAUGUGUGGCAACCCUGGCGCGUAUGCCUGCGAUGAUCCGUCAGACCAUUGGAGCUGGGACGGCGUCCACCUUACGGAGGCUGCCUAUGGACACAUUGCCAAGGGCUGGCUCUACGGGCCCUUCUCCGAUCCGCCGAUCCUCAAAGGCCGGCACCAUUGAUGAGUCCUCUAGUCCUCUUGU